This is a messenger RNA of Phalacrocorax carbo (great cormorant), 2248 nucleotides long. The record is from RefSeq and is a predicted model, not a curated record. NCBI's taxonomy places the organism in Eukaryota, Metazoa, Chordata, Aves, Suliformes, Phalacrocoracidae.
GAGGGCGGCGGCGGCGGGGGGGCGGGGCUCGCGGGGCGGGUGGCGGCGGGCGGAAGAUGGCGGCGCUGGCGCCGGAGCUGCUGGUGCUGAGCGACGCGGGGCGGUUCCGGGCCGACAACCUGCUGGGGGCCGAGGACUGGGAUGCCGCACUCUACAGUUGCCUUGACGACAGGCUGGAGCCCACCCACCUCUUCCCCUCCCUGGACCCUGACCCCAUGUUUGACUGUGCCUUUGAGGGGGGUGAAGCUGCCAGCACCCCUGACCCGCCAUGGGACCAGGAGCCCCCCAGCCUCUUCCCCGACCUGCAGGUGAAGUCGGAGCCGGGGUCCCCUGCCUCGUCCCACUGCUCCGACUCUUCCGGCCUCUCCUCCGCUUCCGAGCCCCCGGCCUGGGCCUCCAGCCCCCCUGAGCCAGGGGUGAAGGCGGAGCCGACCCCCCUGCUGCCCUGCGCACCCCCGGAUGCCGCAGGGAAGGCACCACGGGCUGUGAAGGCAGAGGCACCCCCCUCCAGCCGCCGGACCCCCCCCAUCCAGCCCAAGCCCCCUGGGGGGACUCCUGGGCCCAGGGGAGCUGCCCCAAGCCCCCCCCAGACCAUCCUGCUGCAGCCGCUGCCUGGAGGCGCUCCCCCUCUGCCUGCAGCCAUUACUGUGCCAGCCCCUGCAGUGCUGCUGUCGCCGGCGGACCUGCUGCUGCCAGGGCUCCUGUGCCUGCCCCCCUCCGGCCGGGGGGCCCCCCGCACCCCUCCCGGCCCCCCCAAGCCCGAGGCCAAGACCAUCGUCCCAGCCCCCGCUCCCGCCCCUCCCGGUCCCCAGGAGGUCGAUGCGAAGGUGCUGAAGCGGCAGCAGCGGAUGAUCAAGAACCGGGAGUCGGCCUGCCAGUCGCGGCGCCGGCGCAAGGAGUACGUGCAGGGGCUGGAGGAGCGCCUGCGCCAGGCCCUGGCCGACAACGACCGCCUGCGCCGCGAGAACGGGCUCCUGCGGCGCCGCCUCGACGCCCUCCUGGGCCAGAGCUCGGAGCUGCACCCCAUCCCAGGACCCCGCAAGCUGGCCUGCCUCGCCGCCCUCCUCCUCUUCCUCGCCUUCAACCUGGGCCCCCUCAGCCUCUCACAGCCGCCCCCCGCUGAGCCCCGCCGCCAACCCACCCCCCGGGGCCGCCGGCACCUCCUGGGGGUGUCUGAGGCGGGGCCCCCCGUCACCGACCUGCCCCGGACAUGGGGGCCCCCCCCGGGGCCACGCCAGGAGCCCCCCGGCCCCGCCAGCAGGACCACCUUCAGGAACACCUCGCUGGGCGCGGUGACGCUGCGGGAGCUGGAUGGGCUGUUCCGGGCAUCCGACUGUCGCCGCUUCAACCGCACCGAGUCGCUGCGGCUGGCAGACGAGCUCAGCGGGUGGGUCCGGCGCCACCAGAUCGACCGACGGAAACCAGGGUCACCCCCCCGGACCCCCCGCAGCCAGUUUCAGGCUUCGCUCCCCUGGAAGGCACCAGCCUCAUCCCGCCUCGUCCCGGCCACCCCCCCCCACCCCGAGAGGGCCCCCCCAGGGCAGCUCCAGCUCUACCGCCCCGACCGGGCUGAACCCCAUUUCCUGGCCGCCAUCGACCGCCGCGAGGACACCUUCUACGUCGUCUCCUUCCGGCGGGACCACCUCCUGCUGCCAGCCAUCAGCCACAACAAGACAUCAAGGCCGAAGAUGUCCCUGGUGAUGCCGGCAGCUGCGCUCAACGAGAGCCUGUCGGGGCGUGGGGGGGGCCUGGAGGCCAUGAUGCAGGUGGACUGCGAGGUGAUGGACACGCGGGUCAUACACGUCCGCCGCCGGCCCCCCACCCCUGCCAACCGCAGCCGGGCCCCCACCCCUGCCCGCAGCCCCCGCCGCCCCCCCCGCACGCUCUACCUGGGGGGCAGCGGCUAGCCACGCCCCUCGGCGGUAAGGCCACGCCCCUCUCGGGGGCGGUGGGGCGAAGCACUGUCCGUGAGAACCGGGCUGGGAGCUGGAGUGAGCCCCGCCCCCCGAGCAAACCCCGCCCAUUGGGGCGUGAAAGCACGCCUGCUGGGGCAGCCCCGCCCCCUGGGAGGGAGCCCCGCCCCUCGGGCUGCCCCGGCUCCUCCCAGGGGGCGGAGCUUUCUCGGCUGGGCAAGCCCCGCCCUCUACAAGCACUUAUCCUGGGGAGCCCCGCCCCCUAGUUUCCCUUAAAGGGGCAGUGCCCUCACACCCACCCACCCCACCCCACCCCGGGGCUGUUUUUUUUACCC